AUGCUGGUAGUUGGUAAGAAGAAAAGGCAUUCGUCUCUGAGCUACGAGAGCUUGGUUUUCCAUGAUCAAUCAGAUAAUUUAACCAUGAUGACCUCAACCUUGCCUAUUCAAGAAGACACCUACCUUUGUGAGACUACUCUAGCACAGCAGGAGGCAGAACAAGAUACUAGAGACGUUUACGAGCAAUUAAUAGAACAACUGCAUGGUUCUGUUACCGAUGCACCGCUCAACGUGGACCGGCACCUCUCAUAUAUCGAGAAAUACCUCAAUAAACCACUCCCCGGACCAUUCUAUGUGCUAGACUCCAACCAUUCAUGGAUGAUUUACUGGCUUUUGAAUGCUCACAGUGUUCUUAGUGGAGAGGAUGUGUCGGCUGAGAUGCGGACCCGGGCAUCGGCGUCGCUUCGGCCACUUAUAAUAGAUAAUGGUAAGGGAGGAAUUGCUGGAGGACCCAAUGGCCAAAUCGGCCAUGUGGCACUGACAUAUGCGGCCGUUUUGGCAUUAGCACUCAUUGAGGACUACGACACUUUGUCAGAAAUCAGAGAAAACUUAUAUGGAUGGCUACUCUCGUUGAAACAUCACGAUGGAUCGUUCGCAAUGCACUUGGGAGGAGAACGAGACACUCGAUCUACGUAUUGCGUUCUACUUGUAGCAUCACUCUUGGAUAUUACUACCCCACAAUUGGUGGAAAAUUCACAGCGCUGGAUCCUUUCGUGCCAGACAUUUGAAGGAGGAUUUGCUGGAGUUCCAAAUGCCGAAGCUCAUGGAGGUUAUACAUUCUGUGCCUUAGCCUCUCUCUUUCUAUUGGGCGAUAUUGGAACUUUAGAUGUGGAUCUUUUAGCCAGUUGGCUUGCUGCUCGCCAGCUUCAGGUGGAAGGAGGAUUCUCUGGACGAACUAAUAAGUUGGUGGAUGCAUGCUACUCAUUUUGGGUGGGUGCUUCUCUCUGUCUAGUGGAGUGUCUUUGUGAUCAAAUUGACUUGUUCAAUCGGGAUUCGCUCCGGUCGUACAUACUUAACUGCUGCCAGGAAGAGUCUGGAGGCUUGAGAGACAAGAUUGGCAAGAGUCCUGACUUUUAUCAUACUAAUUAUACCUUGUGUGGGCUUAGUCUUGCAGAGCACAAAACCACGAGCGACAAGGUGGAUGCUUACAGUUUUCAGACGCUUGACCGUACUGAAGGAUGUGCCUAUACUGUAGGUAUCAAUCCAGUUUUCGGGUUACCUGUAGGUACUGCUGAAAAGUGUAAGAGUCAUUUCAGAGGCCAGUCAGAGUAG
Molecule: messenger RNA, 1272 nt
Organism: Sungouiella intermedia
Lineage: Eukaryota; Fungi; Ascomycota; Pichiomycetes; Serinales; Metschnikowiaceae
Source: the annotation of a GenBank genome assembly